AUGGGAAACAAUAGCAUAACAAUGACAAGUGCAAAUCAAUAUACAAUCAAUUCAAAUAAAUGUCAAAGUACCUUUUCAUCUAAUAAACAUAGUAGAACAUCACCAUAUAAUGUUAUACAAUCGAUUAGUAAAAAUUAUAUUAUCAUUGGUUGUAUAAGUCUAUUUCUUCAUUGGGUGGCAUGGACAAGUUGGAUGAUUGCAGCUGAAAGACAAAUACGACGUAUUCGUUGUAAACUUUUUCGAAACAUUCUUUAUCAAGAAAUCGGUUGGUUUGAUACUCAUAAUAUUGGUGAAUUGAACAAUCGUCUUAAUGAUGAUCUAGUAUCACCUUUGAUUAUUCUUAUGUACAAAAUAACUAUUAUAAUAAUUGUUAAAUACAGUGUCAAAGAGAUAGAAGCAUAUAGCUUAGCAUCAUCAAUUGCUGAAGAAGCAUUAGGAAAUAUUCGAACAGUAACAUCAUUUCAUGGUCAACAGAAAGAAGAAGAACGAUAUAGUCAGAAUCUAUUCUCAGCAAAACACGUCGGAAUUAGAAAAAGUUUAUACAUGGGCAUAAGUCAAGGUCUUGGACAACUUCUUAGUUUUUCAGCUAUUACAUUAACAUUUUGGUAUGGUUUGAAAUUGGUACAAACUGAAAGUCAGCAUUACACACCUGGAGCAUUAUUCGUAAUAUUGAACUCAUGUCUAAGUGUAACAACUUUCUCAACACAGUUUAUUCCAUGCUUUAACACAUUUGCAGAAGCAUCAGCUAGCGCAAGUUUUGUAUUUGAUAUGAUCGAACGAAAGUCAAAAGUUAAUGUUUCGGAUGACGAAGGAAAGAAACCAGAAACAAUCAAGGGUGAUAUUGAAUUUAAAAAUGUAAAAUUUAGUUAUCCUACACGACAAGAAUCUUGUAUUUUACAAAAUUUCUCAAUGAAAAUACUAUCUGGUAAAACGAUUGCUCUAGUAGGAGCAUCGGGUUGUGGUAAAAGUACUAUUAUUCAAUUGAUACAACGUUUCUAUGAUCCGGACAGUGGUGAAAUAUUGAUUGAUGGACAUAAUAUAAAAACAUUGAAUGUGGCUUGGCUUCGUUCACAUAUUGGCAUUGUUAGUCAAGAACCAGUUCUAUUUGAUGGAUCGAUCGAAGAAAAUAUUCGAUUAGGAAAAUUAGAUGCAACAGAUCAGGAAGUUAUUGCUGCAGCCAAAUUAGCUAAUGCACAUAAUUUUAUUAUGGAUUUUCCUGAGAAUUAUAAGACAAUAUCAGGUGAUAGAUUAAGUGGUGGUGAAAAACAACGAGUUGUUAUUGCUCGUGCACUCAUCUCGAAUCCAAAAAUCUUGUUAUUAGAUGAAGCAACUAGUGCAUUAGAUUAUAGAAGUGAACGAAUUGUACAGGAUGCAUUAGACAAUGCAAAACAAGGUCGAACAACAAUUGUUGUUGCACAUCGUCUAAGUACUAUUCGAGAUGCAGAUGCAAUUAUUGGAUUGAAUGAUGGACAAAUAGUUGAGUAUGGGACACAUGAUGAACUAAUGAAAAACAAAGGACUUUAUUAUGGACUAGUAAAUGAACAAGGCGCCGAUAAACAAUAUGAAUCAUCAUCUGAAACAGAUACGAAAGAAGAAGCUAAGAUAAUACAAUCAUACACUCAAAUAUUAUCUACUAUUCGUAACAAUAUCCGAGAAUUGAGCGAUUCUAUCGAAGAGAAAGAAACUGAUGAUACUGCAACAUCAUCGUUCGAUGAUUAUGUAGAGGAGAAACAAAAAAAACAGUUUCAUUUAUUGUUGAUGUUUCAAAUAUUAAAAUUUAACAUACCAGAAUGGCAUUGGAUCUUAAUUGGUAGUAUAGCAUCUCUUCUUUUCGGUUUUAUUCCACCAGCAUAUGCAUAUUCAGUGACGGGAAUUUACGGUUCAUUUGCUGAAUCAAAUGAAGAUAAACAAAAACGAUUAAUGAACUUUUUCACCAUCGGUAUUUUGUUUGCGGGUGUUGUUAGUGGACUCAGUCAAUUUAUUCUAAAUUUUUCAUUUGGAAAAUCUAGUGAAGAACUUACAGCACGCAUACGUAGAUUAACAUUUUCAUCCUUACUUCGACAAGAAAUGAGUUAUUAUGAUAUGAAAGAAAACUCUGUCAGUGUUCUAAAUACACGUUUGGCAUCAGACGUAGCAGAUAUUAAGGGAUUAACAGGAAUUGGUAUUGGUAUUCUUUUGCAAGGACUUAGUACAUUAGCAGCUUGUUUUACUAUAGGAUUUAUUUCUGAUUGGAAAUUGGCUUUAGUACUUUCACCUUGCAUACCCAUAGUGUUCUUGUCAAGCAGAUUACAAGGACAAAGACAAGGUGAUAUAAGUAAAAUACAAGAUAAAGGUUCAUAUUCUGAACAAGGUGGAAAGUGUGCUUCUGAAGCUAUAAAACAUAUUCGAACUGUAGUCGCUCUUCAUCAAGAAAAUCAUUUUAUCAACAACUAUGAACAAUUUUUUGAUCAAGAAUUCAAAGUGAAUAUGUGUCGCCUACAUAUGAUAGCGUUGGGUGCAGCUGUUGCUAAUUCUUUGAUCUUCUUUAUCAUUGCUGUUACUUUUUCGUAUGGUAGUGUGCUUGUUCAAAAAGGCGAAAUGACUUUUCAAAAUGUAUAUAGAAUGUUUGUAGUUAUCCUGAUUGCAACAGAACAAAUUGGUCAAGCAACAGGGCAAAAUUUAGAUUAUUCUAAAGCAAGACAUGCUGCAAUGCGAAUUCUAAAACUAAUCAAGCGUACAUCACAAAUUGAUCCUUAUGAUGAUUCAGGAAUUAUUUUAGACAAGAUCACAGGUCGAAUUGAAUUUCAACAUGUCUAUUUUCGAUAUCCAUCAAGACGAAAUGUUCAAAUAUUUAGGGAUUUUUCAUUAACAUGUGUAGAUAAUAGUUCUAUAGCUCUUGUUGGACCAUCAGGGAGUGGAAAAUCAACAGUAAUUGAUUUGUUACAACGAAUCUAUGAUCCAUUAAAAGGAAAAAUUCUUUUUGAUGGUCAUGAUAUUCGUACACUUAACAUUCAAUGGUUUCGUUCAUUGAUGGGUGUUGUUCAACAAGAACCAGUUCUAUUCAAUAUUUCAAUACGUGAUAACAUAGCUUAUGGUGAUAAUAGUCGAGAAUUAUCUCAAGACGAAAUAGAAAAAGUUGCUCAAAUAGCCAAUAUUCAUGAUUUAAUUAUAUCAUUACCUCAAGGUUAUGACACAUUAUGUGGAUAUAGAGGUAAUCAAUUAUCUGCUGGACAAAAACAAAGAAUCGCCAUAGCUCGUGCCUUAAUUCGUUCUCCAAAUAUUCUUCUUUUUGAUGAAGCAACAUCAGCAUUAGAUAACAAGAGUGAAUCAAAAAUUCAAGAAGUAUUAGAAAAUGUGCGAAUGAAUCGAACAAGUUUGACAAUUGCUCAUCGUUUAUCAACGAUUCAAAAUUCAGACAAAAUUUUUGUUAUUGAUAAAGGUCAAAUGAAAGAAGAAGGUACACAUAAUGAACUAUUGAAAUCAAAUGGAAUCUAUUCAAAGAUGUCCAUUGUUAAAGAUCGUAGCAAAAAAUUAUCGGUUAUUAAAUCUCAACGGCUUUUGGGUAAUUUGAAAAAUACAGUCAAUGACCCAACCCUUGCAUUAGCUAACAAUACUCAAUCAAAUACAAAUCUAUCAAGAUCAGUCUCAUUAACAAUAUUAGAUCGUUGUAGAAAUGAAACACAUCUUCGAACAAAUCUUAAUGAAAAAAUUAAAUUAAUAAUACCUCAUGAUCCAAAUAAAAUUAUUCCAUCAAUGACUUUACAAAAUGUAACUUCCAUUCAAAAGAACUCUCAUUAUCAAAUAUUUAAUUUUCAUUUUAUCAAUCUUCAACAAUCACAAUGGAAUAAUAAUCGAAGUGUUUCAUUAAUUUUUGAAAUGAAAUCUUUAAAUAUCAAUCAAAGUUUAGCAAAUGAUAAAUUUUAUAAAUGUUUUCUUAAUAAUGAACAAACACUUGGCCAUCAAUCAAUUAAAUUUGGUUUACGAGAAUUAAAUUUAACGGAAUAUGAAACUUUUUGUAUAACAUGUUGUUAUUAUUUAAAUAAAAAUUUGAUUUGGAAAACAGAUGGAAUAUUAGUUGGAUCUGAAACGAAUCAUUAUCAAACUCAAUGUUUUCCAAAUUAUUUAACAAUAUUUGCAGGUGGAUUUCUUGUUUUACCAUUACCUAUCAAUUGGAAUGUGUUUGAUAAUGCUGAUUUUUCAAGAACUAAAACAAUUUAUUUAACUAUUAUUUGUAUUUGUAUACUUUAUAUAUUAAUAGUUAUCUAUGCACGUUAUAAAGAUAAAAAAGAUCUUGAAAAAUUAGGUGUAACACCAUUAUCUGAUAAUUAUUCUACUGAUCAAUAUUUUUAUCAAAUGAUUGUUUUUACUGGUCAUCGAGCAAAUGCUGGAACAAAUUCAAAAGUUCAUUUUAUUCUUGCAGGUGAAGAAGAUGAAACAGCAGUUCGUACUUUUUCUGAUCCACAUCGAAAAAUUUUGCAACGUGGUGGAAUCGAUGCUUUUAUUAUGGCGGUUCCAAAAUCAUUAGGACUAUUGAAUUAUAUGCGUAUUUGGCAUGAUAAUAGUGGUCAACAUGAUAAAGCAUCAUGGUUUCUUAAAUAUAUUAUUGUUCGUGAUUUACAGACAAUGGAAAAAUCUUAUUUUAUAUGUCAACAAUGGUUUGCUGUAGAAAAAAAUGAUGGACGUAUUGAACGAAUUUUACCAAUAGCGGGUGAAUUACAAAAACAUGAAUUUUCUUAUGUGUUAUCAAAACAAGCAUAUCAUAGUAUAACAGAAGGUCAUCUUUGGUUUUCAAUAUUUUCUCGUCCACCAUCAAAUAAAUUUACAUGUGUUCAACGAUGUACUUGUUGUUUUGUAUUACUUUUUACUGCAAUGCUUUUAAAUAUUCUUUAUUAUGAUCAAACAAAUGAAACAAAUACAAAUCAGACAGAUGGAAGUUUAUCAUUUGGUCCAUUCUAUAUCAGUUCUCAACAGAUUAGUAUUGGUAUAAUUGUUGAAAUUCUUUCAUUUUUUCCAAGUUUAUUACUCGUUCAAUUCUUUCGACGAAUAUUACCUCGACAAUCUAUAAAAUCAAAUAAAACGAAACGAUCACAACUGAUGUUUCCUUGGUGGUGUUUAUUUUUUGCUUAUAGUUUAUCAUUUAUAUUAGUCCUGGUAUCAUCAUUUUUCAUAAUCGUUCGUGGUAUUCAAUUUGGUGAUUUAAAAACACAAAAAUGGUUAACAUCACUUCUAAGUGGUUUCUUUUCCUCCAUAUUUUUAAUUCAACCAUUAAAAAUUGUUGCAUUAGCAAUUUUCUUUGCUUUUUUUAUUCGAAAAUCAGACAAAGAUAACGAAGCAGCUGAAUAUUUGGAUGAUAAUGUUGAUUUAAAUCAUAAUGAAGAAUAUUUACAUUCAAGAGAAUCUCCAUUGACUUAUUGUUCACAAACUCGUAAUGUUCGUUUAAAUGAAAGUGAAUUAGCUUGUAUUCGUGAUCAACGUUUAAAAGAAAUACGUAUGUGGGAAAUAAUACGAGAAAUUGUAUUCUAUUUCUUUUGUCUAAUCUUGAUAUAUCUUAUUACUUAUACAAAUAUGAAUUCAAAUGCUUUUUUUCAAGUAAAUCAUUUACAAAAAUAUUUUUUAAAUACAAAUCAGAUUGAUAAUGAUUAUACGAAAAUUUCUACAAUUGAUCAAUAUUGGAAUUGGUUAGAAAAUAGUUUUAUUUUAAAUAUUCAUGCUCAACAAUGGUAUAAUGGUGAAGCACCUGAAAAUUUAAAUGGUUUUAUUAAUGAUAAAUCUAAUCGUUUAAUUGGAAGAGUUCUAAUGAGACAAUUACGUGUAAAAACAAGUUUAUGUCCUACAAAAUUAUCUUUAAAAUGUAAUGAAGAUUAUAGUUUUUUUAAUGAAGAUAAAAAUUCAUAUACUCCUGGAUGGUUAAAUCAAACAAAUGAGUAUUCAAAUUCUUCAAUUAUUCGAGCUUUCCUAUAUGACAAUGGAGAGAAUUAUGAUCAAUAUAUAUAUAUUGGUAAAUAUGGAACGUAUAAUUCAGGUGGUUAUAUAUAUGAAUAUCAAGGUCGUUUAUCUGAUAUUCAUAGUAAUUUAUCUGAACUUCAUCGAUUAAGUUGGAUUGAUAGUCAAACACGAGCAAUUCUUCUUCAAUUAACUUUAUAUAAUCCAAAUGUUCAAUUAUUUACUUCAGUUAAAUUUCUUACAGAAUUUUUACCAACAGGUGGUUUAUUACCACAAUAUCGUGUUGAACCAAUAACUUUUCAAGUUUUUAUAUCAUCAUUUCAAUUAAUUUGUACAAUAGUUUAUAUGUUCUUUAUAAUUUAUCAUAUGAUAAUAGAAAUAAAAAGUGUUCUUCGAAUAAAAUUAUCUUAUUUUUAUAAUUUUUGGUCUGAUAUUGAUAUUGGUAUCAUAGGUUGUUCAUGGGGAAUAUUAGGAGUUUAUAUAUGUCGAUAUCAACAAACAAUUUCUAUUGGAAAUCGUUUUCAACAAACAAAUGGAUAUGCUUAUAUUAAUUUACAAGUACUUAUAUGUGUUAAUGAUAUAUUAACUUAUUUACUUGCAUUUUGUUGUUUUUUUGGUACUUUAAAAUUUCUUCGUCUUUGUCGAUUUCAUCAACGUUUAUUAUUAUUUACAAAAACACUUCAAUAUGCUAAAAAAGAUUUAUUUUCAUUUAUGUUUAUGUUCUUAUUUGUAUUUAUGGCAUUUCUUACAUUAUUUUAUUUAUUAUUUUCUGAUAAAAUUUCAAGUUGUUCAACAUUAUUACAUACAGCACAAACGCUUUUUGAAAUGAUGUUAAUGAAAUUUGAUGCAUAUGAAUUAACAAAUGCUGCACUAAUGCCUGAAUUCAUUUAUUUUAGUUUAUUCUUCUUAUUUGUUAUAUUUAUCUGUAUGAGUAUAUUUAUUACUAUUAUUAAUGAUACUUUUCGUAUCGUUCGCAAUAAUACAAAAAUUAAGUACAAUGAAGAUCAGACAAUUUUUGAAUUUAUGCUUCAUAAAUUUCAACAUUGGGGAUAG
This is a messenger RNA of Adineta steineri, 6975 nucleotides long. NCBI's taxonomy places the organism in Eukaryota, Metazoa, Rotifera, Eurotatoria, Adinetida, Adinetidae. The record is from the annotation of a GenBank genome assembly.